Orussus abietinus is the source of this 2479-nucleotide messenger RNA. RefSeq names its product F-box-like/WD repeat-containing protein TBL1X (gene ebi). NCBI's taxonomy places the organism in Eukaryota, Metazoa, Arthropoda, Insecta, Hymenoptera, Orussidae. Gene Ontology annotation, cellular component: histone deacetylase complex. The transcript has 6 exons. The record is from RefSeq and is a predicted model, not a curated record. Bases 504 to 2042 code for a protein of 512 amino acids. Gene Ontology annotation, molecular function: transcription corepressor activity; protein binding. Gene Ontology annotation, biological process: regulation of transcription by RNA polymerase II.
CUGUCACUAUUUUCAGGAGCAUUUUCAGAUAUGCAGCGAGCUUGAAAGUCGAUUGAAAAAAAAAUAGUCGAAACUGCAUGCCUUGACGAUGCGCCCAAUAUUCCUUGUCUACAAUUUUUAAUUCGAAAAUUCGCAUGAAUCCACAUGAAUCACUGCUAGCGGGACGGCGCGAGGCGGGUUUCUCGAAGUCGCUCUCGUUUCGCCGAGUCCAGCCGCUGUCGGGCGAUUUUGCGUCACGUGGAAUUUCGGCGAUAUUCGGAAAGUUCGGGCGAUUUGAAAGGGUUCAGAAGGAACUCUGUCGGCGGAGCGUAGAGAACAGGUCUUAGCCUCGAAGGAGGCUAAAGAACCCGAAGGAACCUCCGAUCGCUGCGAGGUGUCCCCGCGUGUUUAGUGUCUUCUUUUUUUUCCCCGCCACGAAACGCGGCGUCCGACGUGGAUUGACGAGCUUCUUCGAUGUGUUCUCGAGCAAAUAUGUUGUGCUGGUUAUAAGAAGACCAGGAACGAUGAGCUUCUCCAGCGAUGAGGUUAACUUUCUGGUGUACCGAUACCUCCAGGAGUCAGGGUUUCAACACUCGGCAUAUACAUUCGGCAUAGAGUCCCAUAUAUCGCAGAGCAACAUAAACGGGGCAUUGGUGCCACCAGCGGCGCUGUUAUCUAUCCUUCAAAAGGGUUUACAGUACAUCGAGGCAGAGAUUUCGAUAGGCGAAGAUGGCACCGAGCAGCGAAUGGUGGAGUCUUUGUCGCUUAUCGACGCGGUCAUGCCAGAUGUCGUGGCAUCGCGGCAGAACCAGUUGAAUCAACAGAAGCAGCAAGUGAAGACUGAAGUUCAAGAUACUAAUGGAGAGGAAGUUGUCACAUCAAAUGUGGGAGUCGGAGCAAACGAGCGAACUGGUGAUCGGUCGGAGAUAGAGGUCGAUGAGCAACAGCAAGGAGCCGGGACUGGAAGUGGUGUUAGUUCCGUUGAAAUCCCAGCCAGCAAGGCAACGGUUCUUCGAGGCCACGAGUCCGAGGUCUUCAUCUGUGCCUGGAAUCCAACUACGGAUCUACUCGCAUCUGGUUCGGGUGACAGUACUGCGCGUAUCUGGGAUAUGUCCGAUAACUCUCUGGCACCAAAUCAGCUCGUAUUACGCCACUGUAUCCAGAAAGGUGGGACGGAAGUACCCAGUAACAAGGAUGUCACUUCCUUGGAUUGGAACUGCGAUGGAACGCUGUUAGCGACUGGUAGUUACGACGGAUAUGCGAGGAUCUGGACCACCGACGGAAGGCUAGCCUCCACUCUGGGCCAGCACAAGGGACCGAUAUUUGCUCUCAAAUGGAACAAACGUGGCAAUUACAUUUUAAGCGCAGGAGUCGACAAAACCACAAUCAUUUGGGACGCGGCCAGUGGACAAUGCACCCAACAAUUCAGCUUCCACUGCGCACCUGCACUGGACGUGGAUUGGCAAACCAACACCUCUUUCGCUAGCUGUUCGACGGAUCAGUGCAUCCACGUGUGCAAGUUGAACGCCGACAAACCAAUAAAGAGCUUCCAAGGGCACACGAACGAAGUGAACGCGAUCAAGUGGGACCCCCAGGGCAAUCUCCUGGCCAGUUGUUCGGAUGACAUGAGCUUGAAAAUUUGGUCGAUGAAGCAGGACACCUGGGUGCACGAUCUGCAGGCUCACAGCAAAGAGAUCUACACCAUCAAGUGGUCGCCCACCGGGCCGGGGACCCUGAACCCCAACAUGAACCUGACCCUGGCUAGCGCCUCCUUCGACUCCACCGUCAGACUUUGGGACGUCGAGAGAGGGGCUUGCAUCCACACCCUGACCAAACAUACGGAGCCGGUCUACAGUGUGGCCUUCAGCCCCGACGGGAAGUUCCUCGCGAGUGGGAGCUUCGACAAGUGCGUCCAUAUCUGGUCGACCCAGAGCGGCCAGCUGGUGCACAGCUACAAGGGGACUGGCGGCAUCUUCGAGGUCUGCUGGAACAGCCGGGGGGACAAGGUCGGCGCCUCCGCGUCGGACGGCAGCGUCUUCGUCCUGGACCUUCGCAAGUUGUGAUCGCCGGCCGGUCGAUCUUAGGCUACGUCCGAUUGACUCGCGGUGCCGGUUUCGCGACUUAUCCCGCUCGUUGGUUCUCGUUCCGCUUCCUGGCCCGUCUCCGGGGGUUUCGUUGCGCCGAGUCCUGGUCUCUCCUUGACCGGAGAGCCCGCCAAGCGGAGUCGCCCUCGACCACGUCGACGCGACCGGCGUCGUUUGCAUUCUAUCAACUCCACCGCGCGAAUCGAGGCCCGGGACGGGGACGUUGUACAUUGAAUUAAACUCCUUGAAGCUGCGAACAAACUCCGGCUGGGCGCGUUUGCGUCGCCUUAGCGUCGCCUUUCUGGCGGCCUAGCCGGUCACGAGAAGUUCUAUUCUCCUUCAGCGGAUGAAAGCGCGUGUUGUUGUAAUUUUAACGAUAAAUUUAGCAUUAUACACCCAAGUACGUCUACGGAGAA